UAGGUAGGCACUGAAAUUUGCUCUUGCCGGUUGUCUUCCAAAUUUUGGUCGCUCUUACCGUCAGGCUGUCUGUCGCUUUAAGAUUCGAGGUUGCUCUUGCUUCUUUAGCAAUACAACAACGAGCCCUAGCGACGCUGUAAUCGAGGCUGCUGCAGAAUCGAGGCUGCAAUCGGCGCUGUAAUGGACAAUAUUUUACUCAGCACUAUGAAUUAACAUUUGGAUCAACGUUUGAAUCGACACGCGUUGCCGCCCUCUACUAGACUCAAGUCAUCGCCACCACACCAAUCUAUGAGGAGAUAUUGCUCUUUACACCCUCUCUAGCAACUUUUACGAUAAACCUCCGCUCCUUUUUUCUUUUCAAUUUUAUAUGAAAAUAAUAUUCUGCCAUACUCGAGAGAACUGGAGCAGCAUUCGUGGUGAGACAUCAUCAAUAUAUUAUCACUUCAACCUUGGAAUCAUAUCCUCGAACAAGCCGUUGUGAUAGAGAUAAACUAUGGGUUCUUCUCUAUCUCCAAGCAAGACCACUCGUGGGGAACGAAGCAAGGCAAGCCAAGACAUCACGACAAUGGCCCCUUACGAUUUUCGCCAGGCGGGCUAUUCGCAGCACGAUCAACCCGUCUAUAUGGCAUGUCCCUGUGGGGGACAACUACAAACAAGCUCACUGCCAUAUGGACAUCCCAUUGCAUUCUGUACCGCUUGCGGAACCCAGGCUCCCGCCUACUUUCCGAAUGUGCCUAACAAUACGCCGUACUUCUCGCCAGUUCCACAAACACCAACCGCCCAAGUGCCAUAUAACACGGCAUCUUUGACUGGGACCUUUUACAUGAAUAACGUUCCUUACCCUAUUGAACCCAGGCCCUACGGUUGGAACUCACCGACUCAAUGUUUCCAGCAGCCUAGUCAGCCCCCGCCUGCCAGUUAUACCUACGAUUCUCCCACGACAUACGAACCGUAUGGGACGAGGCAAAGCGGCGGCUCACAAUUUUAUACAAACCCCUAUCUGAAUGGCUUGGAGGUGCCUCGUGGUGGUAUAACACUCGGGCAGCAGUGGUAUGCUUCGCCCUCGGAAAUUAUAUCCUCCCUACCCCCCGGUCGUCGCUCAACUCCCAUCCCUUACGCUCCCAUCCCUGAUACGACCAGGUCCCCGGGACGUCGUCAACAGAGACGGAGACCCGCUAGCGACUCCAUCCGACAUGCGUUCCCAUCGCGGAGGGGCAAUGGCAGGCGUCCGGCCCUUGCCGAAAUCCAUCGCAAGGUACCAGAGCAAGAGGAAGCCGAGAUGGGAAGAGAAGAGGUCGAGGACGACGAACACGGAAAACAACCUCUCGCAUUCUCGGAACGUGGCGAAAUCAUCCUGGUCGGAGAAAGCUGGACGGUCCCGUCCCGCGACGAAGCGAUAAAGGAGGCGGGCCAGGCGAUGGGGAAAUGCGACAUCACGUCCGUCCACGAGACGGUCGACGAGGACGGCACGGUGACCGAACUCGAGAUCAGAGAAACGAAUUGCGAAGAGGAGCUCGUCAUGUCGGGGGGUCUCCCGGCGUGGUCGGGCAGGUGGUGAAGCGAUGUACAUAUGCGACGAGGCAAAUGAUUUUGCGAUGAGAAGUCGCCGUAAAAUUAUUAUGAUUGAUGGGUAUUUACGAGGAUGUUCGUUCGGGUUUUUAGGGGUAAUAUUAGGUGCCUUAGAGGUACCUAGGUAGAU
Messenger RNA from Daldinia caldariorum, 1699 nucleotides. RefSeq lists its product as uncharacterized. The transcript has 2 exons. The record is from RefSeq and is a predicted model, not a curated record. The coding region runs from base 494 to 1558 and encodes 354 amino acids. NCBI's taxonomy places the organism in Eukaryota, Fungi, Ascomycota, Sordariomycetes, Xylariales, Hypoxylaceae.